Molecule: messenger RNA, 3126 nt
Organism: Spea bombifrons (plains spadefoot toad)
Lineage: Eukaryota; Metazoa; Chordata; Amphibia; Anura; Pelobatidae
Gene: CDH18
Product: cadherin 18
Exons: 14
Coding region: 522-2885 (787 amino acids)
Biological process (GO): homophilic cell-cell adhesion; adherens junction organization; cell morphogenesis
Cellular component (GO): catenin complex; plasma membrane; adherens junction
Molecular function (GO): cadherin binding; calcium ion binding
Source: RefSeq, a predicted model, not a curated record
AAGGACUGCUAAGAAAGCAGAAGGGAGGAGGAGAAGAAGGAGGCAGGGCAGUGAUCAGUAACCAAUCGGAGCUGCCCCAGUGAGCUGCAGCAGCACAGCACACAAGCUAAGGGUUUUGGAAGGUGCACACAGUGCUGGACUCGCUUGCCUCUCUGAGGACAUGAGACAAUGUAUUCACCAACGUCAGGGCUUUUAGGAGGAGUCAAAAGAAUUAUAUAAACAACAGGAUUUACCCAUAAGUGAACAGCUUGCAACUGAACAAUAUAAGAUGUUUCUUUUCUGGACAACAGUCUACGUAUUCUUUUGAAGACAAAGUUCAAGCACACAAUUCUUUCAGGAUGUAAAUAUAGAAAUUGGUCAUAAAAAAAAAAUCAUUAAGAGCAAUGGAUGCUUUUAGAAGACCUUAUUGGACUGUUUUCCCAAGGAGGAUUUAGCUUUACCUCCAGCCUGGGCGCCACCGCUGGAUUACAAAAGCACAAGAUUAAAAACACAAAGACUUUGAACUGGAAAGAUAUCCUACAAUGAAAAUUACGAGCACAUCAGGUAUCUGCCCAGUCCUAGUGUGUCUCUGUUUUGUGCAGAGGUGUUAUGGAGCAACACAUCACACCUCCGUCAAGGUGACCAGAAACCAAACCAAACAGAUAGAAGGGGAAACAGAAGUGCAUCACCGCCCAAAACGUGGAUGGGUAUGGAAUCAGUUCUUUGUUUUAGAAGAACACAUAGGACCGGACCCUCAAUAUGUAGGAAAGUUACAUUCGAAUUCAGACAAGGGUGAUGGAUCAGUAAAGUACAUAUUAACUGGGGAAGGAGCUGGGACUAUAUUUCUUAUUGAUGACACAACAGGAGACAUCCAUGCAACCAAAAGUCUGGAUCGAGAACAAAAAACACAUUAUGUUCUACAUGCGCAAGCAAUUGACAGAAGAACAAAUAAGCCCCUAGAGCCAGAGUCGGAGUUUAUUAUUAAGGUACAAGAUAUCAAUGACAAUGCACCUGAAUUUCCCGAUGGACCUUACAUAGUCAAUGUUCCAGAAAUGUCUGAUAUCGGUACUUCUGUUAUUCAGGUGACGGCCACAGAUAGUGAUGAUCCUACUUAUGGAAACAGCGCCAGAGUUGUUUACAGUAUUCUUCAAGGACAGCCGUAUUUCUCUGUUGAUCCCAAAACAGGUGUGAUAAGAACAGCUUUACCCAACAUGGACCGAGAAGCCAGAGAGCAUUAUUCUGUUGUUAUUCAAGCCAAAGAUAUGGCUGGCCAAGUUGGAGGACUUUCUGGAUCAACAACCAUCAAUGUGACACUUACUGAUGUUAAUGAUAAUCCACCAAGAUUUCCACAAAAACAUUACCAGCUAUAUGUUCCUGAAUCAGCUCAAGUUGGUUCUGCAGUAGGAAAAAUCAAGGCGACUGACGCAGACGUUGGAGUAAAUGCUGAAAUCAGAUACUCAAUCAUCAAUGGAGAUGGUGUUUUUUCCAUUUCUACUGAUAAGGACACAAGAGAGGGGAUCCUUUCCCUUAAAAAGCCAUUAAACUAUGAAAAAAAGAAAUUGUAUUCACUUAAUAUUGAAGGCGUGAACACCCACUUGGAUCACCGUUUCUCUCACCUGGGUCCAUUUAAAGAUACGACAAUGCUGAAAGUGAUUGUGGGAGAUGUAGAUGAAGCGCCAGUCUUUACCAUGCCUUUCUAUGAGAUGGAGGUGUAUGAAAAUUCACAGGUUGGAACUGUCGUGGGAAUGGUUACAGCACGAGAUCCAGACAGUGCCAGUAGCUCAGUAAAAUAUUUUAUUGAUAACAACUUGCAAGAGGACAAAGUUUUUCUGAUUGACUCAGAUAACGGGGCUAUUAGGACAGCACAACCCUUGGAUCGCGAGGAAAUCCCAUGUUACAAUAUCACCGUUACUGCUUCUGAAACAGACAACCCUACACUGGCAAGUUACGUUUCUGUUCUCAUCAAAGUCCUAGACGUCAAUGACAAUCCACCACAUGUCGUAAUUGAAGAUAUUGUUGUUUGUGAAAAUAGCAGAGCUGGCCAGGUUAUUCACACUAUCUCGACCACAGACAAAGAUGACACUGCAAAUGGACCAAGGUUUUAUUUUUCUCUUCAAGAGGGACAUGCAAUUAAUCAAAAUUUUACCUUAAGAAACAAUGAAGAUAACACUGCUAGCAUUAUAACACGACGCCGAAGAUUUAGCAGGACAUCCCAAGAUUUAUACUAUCUUCCUGUUGUUGUUGCUGAUAGUGGAAUUCCUUCUUUAAGCAGUACCAGUACUCUCACAAUCAGAGUAUGUGCUUGUGAAAGAGAUGGUCGUGUGCGAACAUGCCAUGCCGAAGCAUUUCUUUCUUCUGCUGGACUCAGUACCGGUGCCUUAAUUGCGAUUCUCCUGUGUGUGGUCAUUCUACUAGCCAUUGUGGUCCUUUUUAUUACUCUGCGGAGAGGCAAAAAAGAACCCCUUAUCAUUUCUGAAGAGGAUAUUCGGGAAAAUGUUGUAACAUAUGAUGAUGAGGGUGGUGGAGAAGAGGACACAGAAGCUUUUGACAUUUCAGCCCUUCGAAACCCAUCUGCUGCAGAGGAUCUGAAAUAUAGAAGAGACGUCAGACCUGAAGUUAUGUGUACACCAAGAAAUCUAGAUCAAGCAGCCAUAGACACCAUAAAUGUUCAGGAAUUUCUCAAACAAAAACUGACUGAGGCCGACCAUGACCCGAGUGUACCACCUUAUGACUCCUUGCAGACAUAUGCAUAUGAGGGGCAGCGAUCAGAAGCAGGAUCUAUCAGCUCUUUAGAUUCAAUAGGAACACACUCUGACCAGGAUUAUAAUUUUCUUGAUGACUGGGGACCAGAAUUUAAAAAGUUAGCAGAACUUUAUGGAGAAAAGGAACCACAAAGAACAACUUAGUUUACUUUUUCAAAAAACUGUGUUUUAUUUACAAAACAACUGGAAGCAUAACCACAAGAUUUAAAAUAAAUUCAUACUUGGAACUCAGCAAGUUGUUCACUUUUACUGUAGAAGCAAGUGCCAUUUUCAUAUUAAAAACUGGGUUUCAGAUUUUGAAAAUAGAGAAGCAAAAACUAUUUUCCCUUGUGUAUAUUUUUUAAUCAAUAAAGUUGGUGGUUCCACAUACAGUACAUACAGAGUA